UGCAGGUAGUCCGCCAUUGCUGUAUGAAGAACUAUCGGAUCUGGCGUUUGGCUGUCAACAAUAAACUUGCGGUGCCGGGACGCGGAGCUACGAGGUCGAGUGAAAGCUCGUCGGCUGCUCCUCAAACCAGGAGUCACCCCGUCCCCCCGCUGAGAAUAGUUUAAUGUGAAUACAGAGCCACGGACGAGGCAACCAUGUCCAAUCUCAGCAAAGGCGGCACCAAGAAGGACACCAAAAUGAGGAUACGGGCCUUUCCUAUGACAAUGGAUGAAAAGUAUGUCAACAAUAUCUGGGACCUUUUGAAGAAUGCCAUCCAGGAGAUUCAGAGGAAGAACAACAGUGGCCUGAGUUUUGAGGAACUUUACAGGAACGCCUACACAAUGGUGCUUCACAAACAUGGAGAGAAGCUGUACACAGGCCUGCGGGAGGUCGUCACUGAACAUCUUAUCAACAAAGUACGAGAAGAUGUCCUUAACUCCCUAAACAAUAACUUCCUUCAAACCUUAAAUCAGGCCUGGAAUGACCAUCAAACAGCCAUGGUGAUGAUCAGAGACAUCCUAAUGUACAUGGACCGGGUGUAUGUACAGCAGAACAAUGUGGAGAAUGUCUACAACCUGGGCCUUAUCAUCUUUCGGGAUCAGGUAGUCCGUUAUGGCUGCAUCAGAGACCACCUCCGGCAGACCCUGCUAGACAUGAUCGCACGAGAAAGGAAGGGGGAAGUGGUUGACAGGGGGGCCAUCAGAAAUGCUUGCCAAAUGUUAAUGAUCCUCGGCCUUGAAGGGAGAUCUGUUUAUGAAGAAGACUUUGAGGCACCUUUCUUAGAAAUGUCUGCAGAAUUUUUCCAGAUGGAGAGCCAAAAGUUCCUCGCAGAAAACAGUGCCAGUGUGUACAUAAAAAAGGUGGAAGCUAGAAUCAAUGAGGAGAUUGAGCGGGUGAUGCACUGUCUGGACAAAUCUACUGAGGAGCCAAUUGUCAAGGUGGUGGAACGGGAGCUCAUCUCCAAACACAUGAAGACGAUCGUAGAGAUGGAAAACUCUGGCCUGGUGCACAUGCUCAAAAAUGGCAAAACAGACGAUUUGGCGUGCAUGUACAAGCUGUUCAGCAGGGUUCCCAACGGCCUGAAGACCAUGUGUGAGUGUAUGAGCUCGUACCUGCGGGAGCAAGGCAAAGCCCUUGUGUCAGAAGAGGGAGAAGGAAAGAACCCCGUAGACUACAUCCAGGGUUUGUUGGACCUGAAGUCCCGCUUUGACCGCUUCCUCCAGGAGUCCUUCAAUAAUGACCGGCUCUUCAAACAAACUAUCGCAGGAGACUUUGAGUACUUCCUAAACCUCAACUCUCGCUCACCAGAGUACCUCUCACUCUUCAUCGAUGACAAACUGAAGAAAGGAGUGAAAGGGCUCACGGAACAGGAGGUGGAAUCUAUACUAGACAAGGCCAUGGUGCUGUUUCGUUUCAUGCAAGAAAAAGACGUUUUUGAGAGGUACUACAAGCAGCAUCUGGCCCGCAGGCUGCUCACCAACAAAAGCGUCUCAGACGACUCAGAGAAAAACAUGAUCUCAAAGCUUAAGACGGAGUGCGGCUGUCAGUUCACCUCUAAACUGGAGGGCAUGUUCCGGGAUAUGAGCAUCUCCAACACCACCAUGGAUGAAUUUAGACAACAUCUACAGACCACAGGGGUGGCACUCGGAGGGGUUGAUCUCACUGUGAGGGUCCUGACCACAGGAUACUGGCCAACACAAUCAGCAACACCCAAGUGCAACAUCCCCCCUUCACCCCGACAUGCAUUUGAAGUCUUUAGAAGGUUUUAUCUUGGAAAGCACAGCGGCAGACAACUCACACUGCAGCAUCAUAUGGGCUCUGCAGAUCUAAAUGCUACUUUCUAUGGUCCAAUCAAAAAGGAGGAUGGUUCAGAGGUUGGGGUAGGAGGCGCCCAGGUUACUGGAUCCAACACCAGGAAGCACAUCCUCCAGGUCUCCACCUUCCAGAUGACCAUCCUCAUGCUUUUUAACAACAGAGAGAAGUCCACCUUUGAGGAGAUCCAGCAGGAGACAGACAUCCCAGAGAGGGAGCUGGUGCGAGCACUGCAGUCUUUGGCCUGUGGGAAGCCCACUCAGAGAGUUCUCACUAAGGAGCCCAAGUCCAAGGAGAUUGAGAAUGGCCAUGUGUUUACAGUCAAUGACCAGUUUACCUCCAAACUGCACCGUGUCAAGAUCCAGACAGUGGCUGCCAAACAAGGCGAGUCGGACCCAGAGAGGAAGGAGACACGGCAGAAAGUGGACGAUGACAGAAAGCAUGAGAUCGAAGCUGCCAUUGUUCGCAUCAUGAAGUCCAGAAAGAAGAUGCAACACAAUGUCCUAGUAGCAGAGGUUACACAGCAGUUGCGAGCACGAUUUCUACCUAGUCCUGUAGUAAUCAAGAAGCGCAUUGAAGGACUCAUUGAGCGGGAAUAUUUGGCACGAACACCAGAGGACCGAAAAGUGUACACCUACGUAGCAUAAAACAAGUGAAUUCAUUGAAAGCUAACUUGGAUUUAAGAGCCUUGAUUUUUUUGUGGACUGCCAUACGUUUGAAAGAACUUGCAAGUGCUUUCAACAUUGGUUCUGGGAAACACUGGGAAGCUUAACUUUUCUUCCAUAAUAAUGUGUAAAAAACAUUCAAAAGAUGGGGAAGUUUUCUAGCAAUAUAAGUUAACUUCUGCUGAGAGGAAAAGAAAGGAGGGGAUCUAGUUUUGUAUAAAAUCAUGUUUCUUGUGGCCUUUGGAGAGAUUUGGGCGAGCUUGUUUGACAAUUGAACUACAUGUCGAGAGCAAGAGUGAACAUGUCAAAGCAAACGUGCGGCUACAUGGAGACCAAGUCAACAUUUGAAUUCACUCCCCUGUUUUAAAUGUUUGUGUCAAUGUGUUCUGUUUUCUUUUUGUGGCACAUUGAUAGCUGUACAGGUUGGCAGACACUCUUGGCCUUGUCCUCCCAGGGGAUUUUAUUUUCAAUUGAUUUUAAAAUUGAAAGAAGAGGAGGGAGAGUGAGCUGGUACAGACCUGGUUUACAAUAGUUGUAAAAAUUCAUUUUGAGUACAUGAGAAAUCAUGAAGUGCUUAACAUGCGUUGCGAUUCUGUCUGUUUUUUUUGGGUUGUUUUAAUAUCUGAUAUGAACUAAGUGCACCUCACAUAGCCAAAAUAUUUAAUGUCAUUUUCAGUAUUUUAGCCAGGUCUGUACUAGUGCGUAGAGAGAUCAAGAGCUGUAGCUUCACAGCAUGCUUUUAUCUAGAGGAUCGAUCAGAGGGAUAUGACACACAAAAGUUCCAUUUACAGUGUGUGGUCUCUCAUGACACAUUUUCACUUCAGGCCUGCUGUGUGACUGGCCAAAAAUGUAUUUCCUCUCUUUAAAUGGAAGGUUCUGUUGUGCAGGUUAUGUAGAGGAUUUUUUCUCAUUCUCGACUGCAUUUUGAACAGGUGGAACCAGUCCAGCACCGUGUUCUUAAGUGUACAAAUUGUAAAAUAAUUGUACUCACUCCGAAGGUGGAUUGUACAGGGCCUUGUUUUCAUCAUAUUAAAUGUAGAAUUAAAAAAG
Messenger RNA from Cheilinus undulatus (humphead wrasse), 3566 nucleotides. It is a transcript of the gene cul3b, whose product is annotated as cullin 3b. The transcript is spliced from 16 exons. Bases 195 to 2498 code for a protein of 767 amino acids. Gene Ontology annotation, biological process: ubiquitin-dependent protein catabolic process; protein ubiquitination. Gene Ontology annotation, cellular component: Cul3-RING ubiquitin ligase complex. NCBI's taxonomy places the organism in Eukaryota, Metazoa, Chordata, Actinopteri, Labriformes, Labridae. Gene Ontology annotation, molecular function: ubiquitin protein ligase binding. The record is from RefSeq and is a predicted model, not a curated record.